Rhodofomes roseus is the source of this 655-nucleotide messenger RNA. RefSeq lists its product as uncharacterized. The record is from RefSeq and is a predicted model, not a curated record. The coding region runs from base 93 to 533 and encodes 146 amino acids. The transcript has 3 exons. Lineage: Eukaryota; Fungi; Basidiomycota; Agaricomycetes; Polyporales; Fomitopsidaceae.
GAUGACACUGCUUUCCUACAAGUUCUUCAGUUCCAUUUCACGCUUUCCUUUCGCUCGAUCGCUCCUCCUCCGAUACUGCCCGCGACGCUGUCAUGCGCUAUUUUACGAUCGCUCUGCUUGCCAUGAGUACUGUGGCGCCCGUUCUUGCCCUACCUGUCUACUCAAACGCAGCUAGGGAUGUAGCUGGCACGCUUUUGGAGCGCACAUUCGAGCACGACCUUGAUGCGCGCUUCGACGCCGACAGCAUGCUGCUGCGCCACGACUUCCUUGAUUCUCGGAUGGAUGCACUCCUAAUGGCUCUAGAGAGGCGGGGUAAGCCGGAAAGCGGGUAUGUCACCAAACCGAGCAAGCCGACCCGUCCCAAAUGCCUCGAGCCCCUUGACGUCCGGUCGGACGUCGACGACGUCCUCAUGAAUCUAGAGAGGCGAGGGAAGGUGGACAGUGGGUAUGUUACUAGCAAGCCGAAGCCGAAGCCGGCGCGGCCAAAGCGUCGGAAUAUCCUCGAGGCUCGUCUGGAUUUCGAUGACCUCUAGAUGGAGGAAGGGCCCGGAGGAGUACUACAGAUCGGAGGAUGGGUCUGGGUUGAUAUUGAUAUGCGCAAGAGUGGUCGCGUUCUUUGGCUCCGCGAACCAAGUCGACGUGAGGUGCCGGCCGG